GUUAAUCAACCGGGUGCGGACGGAGCUCCCAUCACUUAAAAACGAAAAGCACAGAUUCGGGCUAUUUUCUCCGUGAAGGAACAACUAUCAGGCAAAAUGGCACAAAUGGACAUGGAGUUAAAAAAGGCCUUUACUGAGAUGCAGAUAAACAAACUGGAGACCACCAAGAAGAUCAACAUGAUCGACAUGAAGUGCGACAUGGUCAAGACGGGCAAACACAAGUACCAGCUGACGGAGAAGGGCACGAGUAGCCUCUCCGACGACACAAGAGUUUAUCAGUCUGUGGGCCGCAUGUUCCUGCUGACCGAUGUCCAGAAUAUGCGGGAGGACCUCAAGGCCAAGCAGGAGAAGUGCGACAAGGCGAUAGAGCUGCUCGAGAAGAAGAAGGAGUUCCUGCAGAAGUCGCUCAAGGAUCAAGAGGACGGUCUGCGCGAGCUGGUGCAGCAGCGCAAGGAGGCCGACCUGACUGCGAAAUAGACUCUACUCUGGCAUUCAUCAUUAUUUAUUUUCAAUAUAUUCGUCUAAAUUGAA
This is a messenger RNA of Drosophila elegans, 531 nucleotides long. It is a transcript of the gene Pfdn1, whose product is annotated as prefoldin subunit 1. The record is from RefSeq and is a predicted model, not a curated record. Gene Ontology annotation, biological process: protein folding. Bases 97 to 477 code for a protein of 126 amino acids. Gene Ontology annotation, cellular component: prefoldin complex; cytoplasm. The transcript has 4 exons. Lineage: Eukaryota; Metazoa; Arthropoda; Insecta; Diptera; Drosophilidae. Gene Ontology annotation, molecular function: protein folding chaperone.